Ostertagia ostertagi is the source of this 948-nucleotide messenger RNA. The record is from the annotation of a GenBank genome assembly. NCBI's taxonomy places the organism in Eukaryota, Metazoa, Nematoda, Chromadorea, Rhabditida, Trichostrongylidae.
AUGUGGACAGAACACACCUUCAUUGAUUCAAGUGCUUCCCUCUCACACGUCCGAAGCGGGUAUUUUAUAGGGAUUUCGUGUGUUGUACACUGCUCUGACGGGUGGGAUCGUACCUCACAGACGGUAUCACUAGCGCAGCUGAUCCUCGAUCCUUUCUACCGUACCAUCCAUGGCUUUCAGGUAUUGAUAGAAAAGGAUUGGCUGGGAUUCGGUCAUAAAUUCGACGAUAGAUGUGCUCACAUCGGUGCAUUGAAUGACGAGGCGGCCAAGGAAGUUUCUCCGGUGUUUUCUCAAUUCUUGGAUUGCGUGCAUCAAAUAGCAACACAACGACCCAGGGCUUUCCAGUUCAAUGACCGAUUCCUCAUAGAGAUUCACGAGCACGCCUAUUCCUGUCAGUUCGGAACGUUCAUUGGAAAUUGUGAGAAGGAUCGGAAGGACUUGAACGUUACAAAGCGAACGAAGUCAUUGUGGACUUAUAUGGAUCAGCGUCAGGACGACUAUCUUAAUCCCUUCUAUGAGCCUACAACGUUUGGCGUGUUGGCUGAUUUGGAGACCCGCGCAUCGGAAUUUCGGGUGUGGCAUUCGCUUUACAAUCGCUUCGAUGAAGGGAUCCUCCCUCGGGAAAAUAUGACUGACAUGGUGAUGGCAUCAAUGGAGCAUGUCGGCGUGCUGGAAAGUCAUAUAGCUGCCUUGAGAAAUCGAAUCGCUGAGCUGAAAAGCCAGCUGGGUAAAGGGAGUUCCGGUGGCUGUAAUAAUUCCAUGGCAGACAGCGGUCACAGCAGUGGAACUGGUCAGUCCGAAGAAAGGCUUGCCUGCAACGACCACCGGCCACCGUCACGCGAGAGCGGUGUUUAUGAUCAGAGUUCGGCUCUUUCGGAGGAGGCUUUGAUGCGAUUUCCUCUUCGAUGGCAGCCACUCAGAGAUGCAACCCACUGCAGUGCGAAAUCA